Messenger RNA from Helianthus annuus (common sunflower), 567 nucleotides. RefSeq lists its product as uncharacterized. NCBI's taxonomy places the organism in Eukaryota, Viridiplantae, Streptophyta, Magnoliopsida, Asterales, Asteraceae. The record is from RefSeq and is a predicted model, not a curated record. The coding region runs from base 1 to 567 and encodes 188 amino acids. The transcript has a single exon.
AUGAACGGAGGAAAAAUUUGGGAUUGGGCAUGGGUGAGAGCAUUAAAUGGGGACAUGGAAAAACAUGAAAUGGAAGAGCUGGAAAUGAGGCUGCAACAACAUCUAGUAGUUUAUAACAAUGACGUAUGGUAUUGGAGCAGUUCCGAGCAACAAUGUUUUAAUGUGAAAGACGCACGACAAUCGCUGAGUAAUCAACUAGAUUUAAAUGAACAGGCUUACGAGUUUGUAUGGAACAAAUGGGCACCGGGAAAGAGUCUAAUGUUUGUAUGGAAGGCUGUUGAAGAAAAGGUACCAACAACAACUGCACUAAGGGGUGGAGGUGUGAAUCUUCAAAAUGUAAUUUGUCAGACUUGUGGUGCAGCUGAGGAAACUGCUGCUCAUGUGUUGUUACAAUGUAAUUUUGCAAAGAGGGUUUGGGAAGAAAUAGUAAAGUGGACGAAGAUACCGGCGGCCAACACCGAAGGAAACUUAAAAGAACUUUUACAGGAGCUGAAUGAUUUGCAAAGGAGUCGGAAAAUGAGGAAAGCCAUACAUGCAAUAGCAAUACAAACAAUGUGGACCAUAUGA